UAAAAAGUCGGAUUGUAUUGUGUAGUCUCUUCUUCCUCCUUCUCUCUUAUCUGGACCUCCAAAAUUGUGAGAAGCAUAAAUAUAAAUAGAGAAAUAAGGCCGUACUAAUUAGGGUUUGUUCUUGGCUUUGAAUAAUUAGAAUUUAAAAAAUGGAGAUCUCAGAGAAGAAGGAACCAGAAAACAACAAUAACAUUUCACAAACAGCGACACUUGAUUCAUCUUCAACAACUGAUGUCAUCGAUAAAGAAUCCGAAGAACGCCAAGCACGCGAACUCAAAGCUGGUUUGCAUCCUCUCAAGAACAAGUUCAUAUUUUGGUACACUCGGCGAACGCCAGGAGUUCGAACACAGACAUCAUAUGAGGACAAUAUAAAGAAAAUCGUUGAGUUCAGUACUGUUGAAGGUUUUUGGGUCUGCUAUUGCCACCUGGCUCGACCUUCUUUACUGCCGAGCCCAACUGAUCUGCAUCUUUUCAAGGAAGGAAUCCGUCCUUUAUGGGAGGACUCUGCUAACUGCAAUGGUGGCAAGUGGAUCAUAAGAUUCAAGAAGGUUGUCUCUGGUCGCUUUUGGGAGGAUCUGGUUCUUGCACUGGUUGGGGAUCAACUUGAUUACAGUGAUGACAUAUGCGGUGCUGUGCUAAGUAUCCGUUACAAUGAGGAUAUACUUAGUGUGUGGAAUCGCAAUGCAUCAGAUCGUCAGGGCGUGAUGGCUUUAAGAGAUUCAAUCAAAAGGCACUUGAAGCUUCCCCACAGCUAUGUAAUGGAUUACAAGCCCCAUGAUGCUUCUCUGCGGGACAACUCAUCAUACAGAAACACAUGGUUGAGAGGGUAGAAGUAUUCUGAACUACAUGCUGGACGAGAAACAGUGCAGAGGUCCCAGGCCCCUUGCUUCACAUCAGAUUUCCUUCUCUGAUCAAGUUGUUCAUUCUUAUCACAGCUUAGCAACCUGUGUGGUUGUUGCCUUCAUAUCAUGUAGUUGAAGUUUAGACUGUAUCAAGCUAAACUAAAUAUUGGUUUUAAUGAAUUAGUAGCUUUGCUUCUGGAUACUAUGGUCGGUUGCAAGUACUUCUAUUCUGAAUGCAAGCGUUGUUUAUCAAUAAAAUGUUUCGUUACAUC
Populus nigra (black poplar) is the source of this 1114-nucleotide messenger RNA. Its product is annotated as eukaryotic translation initiation factor NCBP. Lineage: Eukaryota; Viridiplantae; Streptophyta; Magnoliopsida; Malpighiales; Salicaceae. The transcript has 6 exons. Gene Ontology annotation, molecular function: translation initiation factor activity; RNA 7-methylguanosine cap binding. Gene Ontology annotation, biological process: translational initiation. Bases 150 to 830 code for a protein of 226 amino acids. The record is from RefSeq and is a predicted model, not a curated record. Gene Ontology annotation, cellular component: cytoplasm; eukaryotic translation initiation factor 4F complex.